GUGUUUGUCCCUCUGAUGUACCAGGGGCACCUGAUCCCGGCGGUGGACACCGCGCUGCUGCUGGCCACCCACGGCGCCCUCGCCAGCGUCGUGGCAACGCCGUACAAUACGGCGCGCAUCUGCCCGACGAUCAACUUCGCCAGGCAGUCCGGCCUGCCGAUCCGGCUCGUGGAGCUCCCGCUCGACUGCGCUGCCGUGGGCCUGCCCGACGGAGCCGACGACGUCGACAAGAUACCGGCGGAACUCCACGCGAACUACUUCAGCGCGCUCGAGCUCCUCGCGGCGCCGCUCGAGCGCCACCUCCGCGCGCACCCGCCGUACCCGACGUGCAUCGUGUCCGACUUCUGCCACGCCUGGACCGUAGGUGUCGCCGCGAACCUCCAUGUCCCGCGGCUAAGCUUCUUCAGCAUGUGCGCGUUCUGCCUCCUGUGCCAGCACAACCUGGAGAGGUUCAACACGUACGACGGCGUGACCGACGACAACGAGCCGGUGGUCGUGCCGGGCGUGGAGAGGAGGAUCGAGGUGACGAGGGCCCAGGCCCCUGGGUUCUUCCGUUCUCCUGGAUUCGACCACCUAGCCGACGGCGUCGAGCGCGCGCUGGCCCAUGCAGACGGCGUCGUCAUGAACUCCUUCCUGGAGAUGGAGCCGGAGUACGUCGCCGGGUACGUGGCCGCCAGGAAGAUGAAGGUGUGGACCAUCGGCCCUGUCUCGCUGUACCACCGGCACGCCGCCACGCUGGCAGCGAGAGGGCACACCACCACCGCCGUUGCUUCCGACGAGUGCGUCCGGUGGCUGGACGGCAAGGAGGCCAGGUCCGUCGUGUACGUGAGCUUCGGGAGCAUCGUGCACGCGGACCCGAAGCAGUUGGUGGAGCUCGGGCUCGGGCUCGAGGCGUCGGGCCACCCGUUCGUCUGGGUCCUGAAGAACCCCGGAUACUACGGCGAUGAGGUGCGCGAGUUCCUCGGCGGCCUCGAGGAGCGCAUCGCCGGGCGCGGCAUGCUGAUCAGAGGGUGGGCGCCGCAGGUGCUGAUCCUGAACCACGCGGCGGUGGGCGGCUUCGUGACGCACUGCGGGUGGAACUCCACGCUGGAGGCGAUCGCGGCCGGGCUGCCGCUGGUGACGUGGCCUCACUUCUCUGACCAGUUCUGGAACGAGAAACUGGCCGUGGAGGUGCUCGGGAUCGGCGUCAGCAUCGGGGUCAAGGAGCCGGUGGUGUGGCAGUUGGUGGAGAAGGAGAUCGUGGUGGGGAGAGAGGUGGUGGAGGAGGCGGUGAGGAGCAUCAUGGAUGGAGGAGGUGAGGGGGAGGAGAGGAGGAGGAAGGCACUGGCGCUGUCGGAGAAGGCACGGGCGGCCGUGCAGGAGGGCGGAUCGUCGCUUGCUAACCUGCUUGAUUUGAUCAAGCGUUUCGAGGUGGACGCGGGAGUUUGUGUUGAACAAUAG
Messenger RNA from Lolium perenne, 1440 nucleotides. Its product is annotated as UDP-glycosyltransferase 73C12-like. NCBI's taxonomy places the organism in Eukaryota, Viridiplantae, Streptophyta, Magnoliopsida, Poales, Poaceae. The record is from RefSeq and is a predicted model, not a curated record. Gene Ontology annotation, molecular function: UDP-glucosyltransferase activity.